Molecule: messenger RNA, 1118 nt
Organism: Amaranthus tricolor (Joseph's coat)
Lineage: Eukaryota; Viridiplantae; Streptophyta; Magnoliopsida; Caryophyllales; Amaranthaceae
Product: probable WRKY transcription factor 13
Exons: 3
Coding region: 130-885 (251 amino acids)
Biological process (GO): regulation of DNA-templated transcription
Molecular function (GO): sequence-specific DNA binding; DNA-binding transcription factor activity
Source: RefSeq, a predicted model, not a curated record
AUUUACAAUGUCAAUUCAUAGGAUAUAAACCUAACUAUCUAAGCUCCUUUAUUCCCAUUUUAUUCUACCAUCUUCUUCCUCACAAAACAAGAGGUUUUGAGAGAGAAAUUAGUUUGGGGAUCUCAAGUUAUGUUAAACCAAGGUUUAAUGGAGGAUCAUCAUCAACUUGGAGGAAUGUCAAGCUCUCAAAUGAUGGGCUUUUAUCUAAACUCCACAAAUUUAGUUAAUUAUGCUCCUCUAUUUAAUCAUAAUCAUAAUCAUGAUCAACAACACCAAUAUAAUGAUCUAAAACCCUUUAAUACUUUACCUUCUUCAUUUGCAUUAGAUCAUGUAACUUCUACUCUUACUCAAGCCCUCCUUUCUUCUACAAAUCCCAAGUCUAUAGAACAAGAUUACUCAUCUUCAUCUUUUACCAACUUGCCCCCUCUUUUUUCCAUCCAAAAACCAACUCCAAAUUAUAACUUAUGGUCGUGGGGAGAAGGCAAACAGUUUCAAUUAGGAGGAAGCAAGAGAAGUUGUGGUGGAGGAAAUUCUGUUCCAGGGGUUUCUACCUUGAAGAUGAAGAAGAUGAAAGCAAGAAGGAAAGUUAGAGAACCAAGAUUUUGCUUCAAAACCAUGAGUGAUGUGGAUGUAUUAGAUGAUGGUUAUAAAUGGAGGAAGUAUGGCCAAAAAGUGGUGAAGAACACCCUUCAUCCUAGUGUUUGGAAAUGCAGGAGUUAUUACAGAUGCACACAGGACAAUUGCAGGGUAAAGAAAAGAGUGGAAAGACUAGCUGAAGAUCCAAGAAUGGUAAUCACAACUUAUGAAGGAAGACACAUUCAUACUCCCUCUAAUGACGAUGAUUCACAUGGUGGACAACCUCAGCUUAAUAAUUUCUUUUGGUGAUUAAAUAGUAAUUAAUCAUGAUUAACCUUUGUAAUUUAGUAAACUAAUAUUUGCUUUAUUGCUUACUCAUAUUAUGCUGGUGCUAGUUUUUAUAUAGCAUGCCAAAUCAUGUACGGAGUAUAAACUAUCAAACAUGUUAUAAUUUGUGUAUAAAAGUAUAUUACAAUUACUUUACAAGUAUACGUAGGUUUUGCUCUGUUUUGCAUGUUAUUGUAUGUGGCCUUGUCUAUUAU